AGUGGCGGGCCGGGCGCUGGAGUCGGAAGCCUGUGUGCGGCAGCCGCUGCCGAGCCGGCCGGGGCGCACGGAGAGCGCGCGGGACUCGCUGCAGCGGCGGCCGGGUCGCGGCGCACCCGGGCCGGGACCGGAGCCGAGCCCGGACCGGAGCCGAGCCCAGCGCGGCGUCCGCGACCCGCCAGCCGCUGCUCCUGCUGCUUCGAUCCCGCGCGGGGAAAGGGCCGGCGGCUAUUGGCGUCGGCGGGGCGCGGAGGAACCGCGGCGGCGGCGGCGGCGGCCGCGGCGGCCGCAUCCUUGCCGCCCGCCCCGGCCCAGCCGCGUCCCGGAGCCGUCGGGCAUGGAGCCGUGGAAGCAGUGCGCGCAGUGGCUCAUCCAUUGCAAGGUGCUGCCCGCCAACCACCGGGUGACUUGGGACUCGGCUCAGGUGUUCGACCUGGCGCAGACCCUCCGCGAUGGAGUCCUGCUCUGCCAGCUGCUUAACAACCUCCGGGCGCACUCCAUCAACCUGAAGGAGAUCAACCUGAGGCCACAGAUGUCCCAGUUUCUCUGUUUGAAGAACAUAAGGACAUUUCUCACGGCCUGUUGUGAGACGUUUGGAAUGAGGAAAAGUGAACUUUUCGAGGCAUUUGACCUGUUUGAUGUUCGUGACUUUGGAAAGGUUAUAGAAACAUUAUCACGACUUUCUCGAACACCUAUAGCGUUGGCCACAGGAAUCAGGCCCUUCCCAACAGAAGAAAGCAUUAAUGAUGAAGACAUCUACAAAGGCCUUCCUGAUUUAAUAGAUGAAACCCUUGUGGAAGAUGAAGAAGAUCUCUAUGACUGUGUUUAUGGGGAAGAUGAAGGUGGAGAAGUCUAUGAGGACUUAAUGAAGGCAGAGGAAGCACAUCAGCCCAAAUGUCCAGAAAAUGAUAUACGAAGUUGUUGUCUAACAGAAAUUAAGCAGACAGAAGAAAAAUAUACAGAAACUUUGGAGUCAAUAGAAAAAUAUUUCAUGGCACCACUAAAAAGAUUUCUGACAGCAGCAGAAUUUGAUUCAGUAUUCAUCAACAUUCCUGAACUUGUAAAACUUCAUCGGAACCUAAUGCAAGAGAUUCAUGAUUCCAUUGUAAAUAAAAAUGACCAGAACUUGUACCAAGUUUUUAUUAACUACAAGGAAAGAUUGGUUAUUUACGGGCAGUACUGCAGUGGAGUGGAGUCAGCCAUCUCUAGUUUAGACUACAUUUCUAAGACAAAAGAAGAUGUCAAACUGAAAUUAGAGGAAUGUUCCAAAAGAGCAAAUAAUGGGAAAUUUACUCUUCGAGACUUGCUUGUGGUUCCUAUGCAACGUGUUUUAAAGUACCACCUUCUCCUCCAGGAACUGGUCAAACAUACCACUGAUCCGACUGAGAAGGCAAAUCUGAAACUGGCUCUUGAUGCCAUGAAGGACUUGGCACAAUAUGUGAAUGAAGUGAAAAGAGAUAAUGAGACCCUUCGUGAAAUUAAACAGUUUCAGCUAUCUAUAGAGAAUUUGAACCAACCAGUUUUGCUUUUUGGACGACCUCAGGGAGAUGGUGAAAUUCGAAUAACCACUCUAGACAAGCAUACCAAACAAGAAAGGCAUAUCUUCUUAUUUGAUUUGGCAGUGAUCGUAUGUAAGAGAAAAGGUGAUAACUAUGAAAUGAAGGAAAUAAUAGAUCUUCAGCAGUACAAGAUAGCCAAUAAUCCUACAACCGAUAAAGAAAAUAAAAAGUGGUCUUAUGGCUUCUACCUCAUCCAUACCCAAGGACAAAAUGGGUUAGAAUUUUAUUGCAAAACAAAAGAUUUAAAGAAGAAAUGGCUAGAACAGUUUGAAAUGGCUUUGUCUAACAUAAGGCCAGACUACGCAGACUCCAAUUUCCACGACUUCAAGAUGCACACCUUCACUCGAGUCACAUCCUGCAAAGUCUGCCAGAUGCUCCUGAGGGGAACAUUUUAUCAAGGCUAUUUAUGUUUUAAGUGUGGAGCGAGAGCACACAAAGAAUGUUUGGGAAGAGUAGACAAUUGUGGCAGAGUUAAUUCUGGUGAACAAGGGACACUCAAACUACCAGAGAAACGGACCAAUGGACUGCGAAGAACUCCUAAACAGGUGGAUCCAGGUUUACCAAAGAUGCAGGUCAUUAGGAACUAUUCUGGAACACCACCCCCAGCUCUGCAUGAAGGACCCCCUUUACACCUCCAGGCCGGGGAUACGGUUGAACUUCUGAAAGGAGAUGCACACAGUCUGUUUUGGCAGGGCAGAAAUUUAGCAUCUGGAGAGGUUGGAUUUUUUCCAAGUGAUGCAGUCAAGCCUUGCCCAUGUGUGCCCAAACCAGUAGAUUAUUCUUGCCAACCCUGGUAUGCUGGAGCAAUGGAAAGAUUGCAAGCAGAGACUGAACUUAUUAAUAGGGUAAAUAGUACUUACCUUGUGAGGCACAGGACCAAAGAGUCAGGAGAAUAUGCAAUUAGCAUUAAGUACAAUAAUGAAGCAAAGCACAUCAAGAUUUUAACAAGAGAUGGCUUUUUUCACAUUGCAGAAAAUAGAAAAUUUAAAAGUUUAAUGGAACUUGUGGAGUACUACAAGCAUCAUUCUCUCAAGGAAGGGUUCAGAACCUUAGAUACAACUCUGCAGUUUCCAUACAAGGAGCCAGAACAUUCAGCUGGACAGAGGGGUAAUAGAGCAGGCAACAGCUUGUUAAGUCCAAAAGUGCUGGGCAUUGCCAUCGCUCGGUAUGACUUCUGUGCAAGAGAUAUGAGAGAGUUGUCCUUGUUGAAAGGAGAUGUGGUGAAGAUUUACACAAAGAUGAGUGCAAAUGGCUGGUGGAGAGGAGAAGUAAACGGCAGGGUGGGAUGGUUUCCAUCCACGUAUGUGGAAGAGGAUGAAUAAAUUCAAAUCCAGCAUUGCACCCUGCACGAAAAAUUUCAGAGAAGGGAUAAAUAGAAGCCUGCACAGCAUCGUGAAUUAACUGAAGUGUUUAAAAAGCUGCAUUUCUGGCUGUUCAACAUCCUCCCUCCUUAGCCCCUCCUAAGUCUUAAUGCUGAGAUUUCUAAAGAUGCUGGUACUGACAGAUUAAUGGCUUGCCUAGAGCUGUGCAAGAAACAGCCUGCCAGUCUGUCAUUGUCAGAGACCAGGGCAAAACCAAGAGCUGUUCUUCCCAGAAGAGCCCUGCAAACACAUUGGUUCAUGCUUCCCUUUACUUCAUCUGGUCAGAUACCAUGAAUGCCAGUCAUCAGUAAAUCUUAACACACUUUUGCUUUAUUCUCACGUGCCAUUCACCAGAUUAUUUGAUGGUACAAAGAAGCAGAAGUGUAAUUUUCCUUUUCCCAAGCAUGAAGAAAAAUUGGAGUUCUGCCAUUUGAGCAGCUUACUGGAAAGAUCCAGCCUUACUUGUCUUAAAUUGUCCAACAAGGUGACUCAUUGCCCGGCAAACACUUUUACCCUCAGAUGUUAGUCAUGAUAUUAUAAAAUAUGAGGCCAAUGCUCAGGUUUGCAUCAUAAGUGAGCUAUCCCUGAAGGGUUUUAAUUACUCAUUUGGUGUCCUGAUUAUAUUUGCAAACUUCUUUAUAAAAGGUGAAAAAAGCACAUAAAAGAGAGUGUGUCUUCAUAUUAAACCUUCACAACCUUCAUGAUUUCAUAGGAUUAUUUUGGAAAUAUAGUACUUGACUUUAUGAAAGGAUCUGGGCUAGGUAUAUUAGGGGUGGUUGCCAGUAAUCUGAAUAAGCUGGCAUUGUUUACAGAAACAGAUCAAGGGCUAUAAUUUAUGUCAUUUUAUAGCAGCAGUAUCUAUUAAUACAUGCCUUUUCCUCCCAUCCACCUCCCCCGCACACACAAAAAGAUGACCUGGGACAUGACUUUUUUAUUCCCACAUUUUCUUGGAGCACAAACAACUUUGUUGAGGAUUUUGGAAGGAAAGCACAACUGGGCCCUUUAUUCAUUUCUGGGACAGAAAGAGGGUCAGGGGACUUUUGUGGGCCUCCAGCUUCUCUCAGAGUUUCCCCCUGUGCAGCCCAUCCUGGGAGUGUAUCAACUGGAGGGAAGAUGGGUCUUGCAGUGCAUUUGUUUUGCCCAGUCAUCACUCUUUUUUGUGAGGAGCCUAAAUACAUUUUUCCUGGGGUCCAGAGUCCCCAUUCAAGGCAGUCAAGUUAAGACACUAAUUUGGCCCUUUCCUGAUGGAAAUAUUUCCUCCAUAGCAGAAGUUGUGUUCUGAUAAGAUUCAGAGAGAGUUUCACGUUGGGAAAAAAAAGAAGCAUUAACUCAGUAGAACUGAACCAGGGGCAUUAAGUUCUGAAAUUUUUAAUCAUCUCUGAAAUGAAGCAGGUGUAGCCUGCCCUCUCAUCAGUCCAUUUGGGUGCCAGAACUCAAGGUUCAGUGGACACAUCCCCCUGUUAGAGACCCUCAUGGGCUAGGACUUUUCAUCUAGGAUAGAUUCAAGACCUUUACCUCAGAAUUAUGUAAACUGUGAUUGUGUUUUAGAAAAAUUAUUAUUUGCUAAAACCAUUUAAGUCUUUGUAUAUGUGUAAAUGAUCACAAAAAUGUAUUUUAUAAAAUGUUCUGUACAGUAAAGUUACACCUCAAAGUGUACUCUUGGAAUGGAUUCUUUCCUAUAAAGUCUUAUCUGCGACUCUGUCUCGGGAAUGUUUUGUCUGUUGCCGUCAGCCGAACUUUGUUAUGGAGGGAGCAGCCUCACACAAGCAGAAACACUCCUGUGGAUGGUAUUGUAGCAUGUAUUGUUUAUUUUAGUCAAUAGACCCUCUCCUUAUAAAUGGUGUUUAGUCUUCCUGUUGCAUUUCAUGGGCCUGGGGGUUUCCUAGCAGAGGAUAUUGGAGCCCCUUUUUGUGACAUUACCAAUUACAUCUUUGUCUACGUUUAAUACUUUGUAUUGGAAAAUUUAAAUGCUGCGAAUUUGUGUAGAGUUCUAAUACCAAAGACAGAAGUAAAUGUGUUCCAUAUACUUUGUCUUGCCUGUAUGCAGCCCUUGUGUAAUAUGGUGAAUUAGAGUGGUAUUUCACUUUGUAUUAUUUUGUAAAUAUGUCAAUAUAAUAAAUAGUGACUAAAUUGA
Pongo pygmaeus (Bornean orangutan) is the source of this 5054-nucleotide messenger RNA. It is a transcript of the gene VAV3, whose product is annotated as vav guanine nucleotide exchange factor 3. Gene Ontology annotation, molecular function: protein binding; guanyl-nucleotide exchange factor activity. The transcript is spliced from 27 exons. Gene Ontology annotation, cellular component: plasma membrane; cytoplasm. Bases 338 to 2881 code for a protein of 847 amino acids. NCBI's taxonomy places the organism in Eukaryota, Metazoa, Chordata, Mammalia, Primates, Hominidae. Gene Ontology annotation, biological process: intracellular signal transduction; regulation of GTPase activity; cell migration. The record is from RefSeq and is a predicted model, not a curated record.